Messenger RNA from Medioppia subpectinata, 651 nucleotides. NCBI's taxonomy places the organism in Eukaryota, Metazoa, Arthropoda, Arachnida, Sarcoptiformes, Oppiidae. The record is from the annotation of a GenBank genome assembly.
AUGAAAUGUAGCAGAUAUAAGCGCCUCUACAAUGAGUUGUCUGUAUUGGGUUCGGGAUGUUUUGGCACCGUUUAUAAAGUUAAACGUAAAUCUACGGGACAAGAAUAUGCAAUGAAAAUAGUUGAUUACCGAGAUGUUAACAAAGAUGCUAUCAAUGUGUUAAAAAAUUUGUCACAUAUUUUCACUGAAAAUGUGGUCAAAUAUAUCGACUAUUGGCAGGAAUUUAACGUAUAUUAUAUUGGAAUGGAGUUAUGUGUCGAGAGUUUAGAGUCAGUUCUAUCACUGAAAGUCUCGGCGUUUGGCCGCCGAUCGGCCGAAGAGGCCAUGAAUUUGUUGGAGUUUUUAAUUUCGUGCGAAAUAUUCUCUGAACUGUUGGAAUGCAUACAAUGUUUGCAUGAUUUGAGUCCAGCAGUCAUUCAUCGGGACCUCAAACCCGAGAAUGUGUUGAUUGCAUGCAAUGCCGGCAAAUGGUGUCUAAAACUCUGUGACUUUGGUUUGAGUGAAGCCUUCGAUCGCCUGAACUAUAAAAGAGAUGCCAAAUAUUUAUCGCCCGAAGAAACUAAUGGACAAACUGUUGAUUACAAGACAGAUGUUUACAGUGCGGCCAAAAUUGGAGAAAAUAUAUUUGAUAUUCAAGUGAUGGAUGAAUAG